Oryzias melastigma (Indian medaka) is the source of this 2156-nucleotide messenger RNA. RefSeq names its product required for meiotic nuclear division 1 homolog (gene rmnd1). The transcript is spliced from 12 exons. Gene Ontology annotation, biological process: positive regulation of mitochondrial translation. The record is from RefSeq and is a predicted model, not a curated record. NCBI's taxonomy places the organism in Eukaryota, Metazoa, Chordata, Actinopteri, Beloniformes, Adrianichthyidae. Bases 219 to 1376 code for a protein of 385 amino acids.
AAACGUCUCGGUGAUGUUUUUGUUUCUUUCUUCGUUCUGUUUGUCAUAAACACCGGAAGUCCUCUCUUCAGCUUCAUUCAUUCACCGGAACCUGAAACCCGUAAACGGCGCGCGGGACUCCCGCGCGUGUUUUGGGAUUUUUUGCCCUUUCAGAAACUGGGAGUCAGACGCUAACUUCGGCGUCCCGUCGGCUGCAGAUCACCUGACCUCCAUGGACGAUGUUCCUGCGGGCGCUGUGGUCCAGACGGGCAGCUCUGCGGCCUGCGGAGAGCUUCCGGAUCUCCUCCUCCUUCCUGCGCGGUUCCGAUCCCAAACCCAGAGCCGUAUCCUCAGAAGCUCCUCCCCUCCACCUCAGAGGACUCCAUUCUCUGUCCGGUUUCACCAGUUCUGCUCGGUUCUACUCGUCCAGCAUCGUAAAGUCAGUGUUGAAGUCGGGUCUGAAACCGGCGGCGCUGCCUGGGAAAAGGCCCCCUAAAGGCCCCCGCACCAAACAGCCGUCACGGGCCAACCAGCCAUCCCUGAAGCAGGACGAGGACAUGAUGCAAUGCAUCGCCUUCGCUACCGCGGAUCAGUACCAUCUACCGACGCUCUGCCACGACUUAACCAACCACGGCUUCCACGAGAUCGACCUACCCCGAGACGCCUCCAAUGUUCUGGUGAUAAGUACAGACAUGACUGCCAAACCAGACGACGACGCUCUGAUGUUCUUCUUCAGGGAAGGAUCUGUUGUUUUCUGGAACGUUGAGGAGAAAACGAUGAAGCAGGUUAUGAGGGUUUUGGAGCAUCAUGAGAUCCAGCCGUACGAAGUGGCGUUGGUCCACUGGGAGAACGAGGAGAUCAACUACACGCUCGGAGAGGGGAACACCCGGCUGGAGCGCGGAGACUUCCUCCUGAGUGUGGACAUCGACCAGCCGGAGGCCGUUCUGGAGAAGUUUGCCUUCUCCAAUGCGCUGUGUUUGUCCGUGAAGCUGGCCAUAUGGGAGGUGGCUUUAGACAAUUUUGUGGAGUCCAUCCAGUCAAUCCCAGAGACUCUGAAGUCUGGAAAAAGAAUCCGGCUGUCGUCUGCAGAGGUCAUGCAGAAGAUUGGAGAGCUCUUCACUUUGAGACACUGCAUAAACCUGAGGUCGGACCUCCUCAUCACUCCUGACUUCUACUGGGACCGAGAGAACCUGGAGAAGCUCUACGAAAAGACGUGUCAGUUCCUCAGCAUCAACCGCAGAGUGAACGUGGUGAACGAGAAGCUGGAACACUGCUCGCAGCUGACGGACCUGAUGAGGAGCCACCUGAGCGAGAAGCACAGCCUGCGUCUGGAGUGGAUGAUCGUCAUCCUCAUCACCAUCGAGGUCAUGUUUGAGCUGGCCAAGAUGAUCUUCUGAACAUCUGCCUGAAGACCACGAAGGGACAGAGGAUCCUUCUGCUGGAGCGCCGACCUUCAGAGGGAAUUCCUGCAGACUUUAGCGUGCAGACGCUGCAGUCAGACCUGCGUCUGCGUGAAUUCCUGCAGACUUUAGCGUGCAGACGCUGCAGUCAGACCUGCGUCUGCGUGAUCAUUGAAGUGAAGACAGCAGGAGCAGCAAUGUGGCGUUAAUAAUUUAUUAAGUUUAACAAGGUUUCUUCUUUAGCUGAAUACAGGACAGAGUUUACAAAAGUUAAAUGUGGAUUAGGAGCAGAGCAGAAAACGCUGCGUUCAGGAGCUGCAGGAAAGGCCAGCGCUGGAAUCAGAUUAACUGUGAAAGCUUCUCCGUGAUGUCAUGCGUUCUUCAUGCCUUCUGGGUAAAAACGAGAAGCUGGAAAAAUCGCAGAAUUUGUACACGGAGGAUUUCUACUGUGAGGAUUCAGCUCCUCCUGCAGGAGGUGAAGACGACGACGUAUCUACAUGCAGAGGAGCUGUGAUGGGACCAGGACUGACAUCAGUUUGAAGAAACGGUUCCUCCUGAGAUGAUCGGCGCCUCCAUGGCUUUCAGCUUUACUGUCAGCAGGAGCAGCUUCUCAGCGGGAUGAUGGGAGCAGGAGUGCAGCGGCUCUCUUAUUGUCCAGCCUGUAAAGAAACAGAGCUUCAUGAAAAGUUCUCCUUCCUGGUGUGUUUUCAAAUGUCUCCCUCUAGUGUCAACAUGAGGAACUGCAUCCUGAUAAUAAAGAGCCAGCUGUGGUCCUGC